Molecule: messenger RNA, 1412 nt
Organism: Silurus meridionalis
Lineage: Eukaryota; Metazoa; Chordata; Actinopteri; Siluriformes; Siluridae
Gene: 42sp43
Product: P43 5S RNA-binding protein-like
Exons: 9
Coding region: 52-1158 (368 amino acids)
Biological process (GO): regulation of transcription by RNA polymerase II
Cellular component (GO): nucleus
Source: RefSeq, a predicted model, not a curated record
GUCCGCGCGCUUUAGAGGCGCACUAGCGGCAUCAUCUCAGGAGACAGAAACAUGAUGAGUCUGCAGCAGACGGCGGUGAAGGCGGACGCGGUUCCGCCGUUGCAGCUCUUUAACUGCGUGCACGCGGACUGUGGCGCGACGUUCACGCGCCGGUGGCGUCUGGAGGAGCACGUGAACGCGCACACGGGAGCGCGGCCACACAAAUGUCCCGUGGAAGAAUGCGCGCGCCGGUUCUCGCGCAGGUCGCACCUCAGCAGGCACGCGCUCCAGCACAAAAGCGCGAGCGUCAGGUGCUCCGUGAUGGGCUGCGGUAGGACCUUCUUCAGCAGGGACAACCUGAAGAGACAUGUCCUCUACACACACGGGGACAAAGACCAGUACUUUAAGUGCAUGUUUCCUGGCUGUGUAAUGACCUUCAGGAAGCGGCGUCUGCUGAAGCUCCACCAGGCCACUCAUGGCAUCUCCCCCAGCUUCAGGUGCUCGAAGGCGAGCUGCAGCAUGACGUUCAGCUCACACAUGGCCCGAAAAGCUCAUGAGAAAACCCACACAGGUUAUCGCUGCCCUCACCCUGAGUGUGGGGUUGUGGAGCGCACCUGGGGGAGAUUACUGAAACACACCACCAAACACCCAGCCUCGCACUCGUGCUCGACGUGUAAGAAGGAGUUUGUGAAGCGUGAGGCUCUGAGGAGACACAGGCGCACUCAUGCCCUGCAGAAGCCGGUGCUCUUGUGUCCGAGUGAAGGAUGUCAGGCGUACUUCUCCACCACCUUCAACCUGCAGCACCACAUCCGCAAAGUCCACCUGAAGCUGUUACGCUAUCACUGUUCCUUCCCCGGCUGCGACAAAGCCUUCGCCAUGAGGGAGAGUUUGGUUCGUCACCUGCUCCAUCACGACCCCGACGCUGCCAGACUCAAGCGGAGACCGAAGCGGAGCAGUAAGAGCUGGCAGAAGCGUCUGGAAGGACGAGGUUCUCGCUCCCUGGUGGAAGAUGAUCUCCGGCGUCUGUUUGCGCUGCGCAUGCGCUUCUCUCGCCGCACCAAGCUGGAGGUCAAUCUCUCCGGAUUAUUCAACGAGCGUAAAAUCCCCCACCACGUCGACCCCGAGGUGAACCUGCGCGACCUCUUCAACAUCAAACCUCCUCAAAAGGUCAAAGGUUAAACCGCGACUACUUUCAUAACCUUACGUUCAGGAUGAGUUUCUAAAUGAUUUCUUCUUCUUUACACUCAGGAUCAGGAUUUUUUUACUUUAUUGGAAUAAAUUGUAGUUGAAAUUUGAGGCUUCAGAUUUUGUUUUAAAGUUAUAAUAUAAAAUCUGUGCAAAAUUGUAUUUCUGGAUAAAAGAAGCUGAGAUUUGAUUUGACUGGAAGUUUCUGUAAAACUCCUGAGUGACUAAUAAACAGACGCUGAAAUGAA